Molecule: messenger RNA, 444 nt
Organism: Haliotis rufescens (red abalone)
Lineage: Eukaryota; Metazoa; Mollusca; Gastropoda; Lepetellida; Haliotidae
Product: sodium/potassium/calcium exchanger 1-like
Exons: 1
Coding region: 1-444 (147 amino acids)
Source: RefSeq, a predicted model, not a curated record
AUGAAUGAAGGAGAUAUGAAUGAAGGAGACAUGAAUAAACGAGAUAUGAACGAAGGAGAUAUAGGAGAUAUGCAUAAAGGAGAUAUGCAUAAAGGAGAUACGCAUAAAGGAGACAUGAAUGAAGGAGAUAUGUAUGAAGGGGAUAUGCAUGAAGAAGAUAUGUAUGAAGACGAUAUGAAUAAAGGAGAUAUGAAUAAAGGAGAUUUGAACGAAGGAGAUAUGAGCGACUUCGAAGGAGAUAUGCAUGAAGGAGAUGAUAAUAAAGGGGAUAUGCAUGAAGAAGAUAUGUAUGAAGACGAUAUGAAUGAAGGAGAUAUGAAUGAAGGAGACAUGAAUGAAGGAGACAUGAAUGAAGGAGACAUGAAUAAAGUAAAUAUGAACGAAGGAGAUAUGAAUAAAGGAGAUAUGAACGAAGGAGAUAUGAAGCUCAGGUUAGGAAGCUAA